This is a messenger RNA of Paramecium pentaurelia, 1595 nucleotides long. The record is from the annotation of a GenBank genome assembly. Lineage: Eukaryota; Ciliophora; Oligohymenophorea; Peniculida; Parameciidae.
AUGAAUAAGUAUAAAAACUCUUAAGAUUAUGAUGUAUUCAUGGCUAAAGAAAGCACAACCACUUAAUCAUAUUUAAUAACUCUUAUUGAUGGAACUGGGUCAAUGGCUGGAGAAUAUAAUUAAAUUGUGGAAGCACACAAUACCAUUUUUAAUUAUCUUGGAUCAAACUAAUUGAAAUAUUAAUGGGAAGAAGAAUUAUUUCCAUUUUUUCCGUUUAGGGAAGCUGGUAGAGGAAAUAUAACUCUAACAUUUUAAACUAUUUUCAAAAAACUCUUAUUUGAAAACUACCCAUAAAAUAUAACAUUUUUAUUUGUGAGUGAUGGCUAAGAAAGUUUUGAAUUUAAAUAAUUAGAAGCUUUGAUUGAUAGAAUAAAUAGGAAAUACUAGAUAUAAUUUAUUUCUAUUGCAAUUGGGGAAAGUUACCCAGCUUAACUGAAUUCUUAAUUAAGAGACUUUUACACAAAUAAAAUUCUGAUUGCGAGAAUGGUUUUAAAAUUAGUAGAUCCAAACCUCCAAAAAAUUUGGAAGAAGAAUUGCUUAAAAUAUUUACAAAAGUUAAGUAACUUCUUUGGGUUUAAUCAACUCGUUUUAAAGUGAAUAAGCCUGUUUAGUAAACAAUAGGUUCAGAAUUGACUGAAACAGUAGCUCCUAAUCAACCAUUUAUCAAAGUUAAUGAUGGUUCUUUAACAUCAUUAAAAUUGGAUGGUUAUGAAAUUACACCAACUUAAAAUCCUAUACAUAUAUCACUUCUGGUCAUUUACUCUGUAUAAUACGAAAUAAAUAAAUUGAUAGCAUGGUAUACUAAUUAAACAACAGUUUUUUUAAAUAUGUAUAACAUCAUUUAGGUUAUUCUAUCUAAAAUAGAAAUCAAUAAGAAAGAAAAAAAUGAAGAUGCAGUUUAAUUAGUUUUACCCCUUUUAAAUGUUGUUGAAUGUAUUGCAAAUGGAAGCAUAGACAUUAAAAAGUUGAAUGAAAAUUAGAUGACUGUCUUGCAAUUAGAGAUAAGAAAAAAAGAAGAAAUAAAAAUGUUUUUGUAAGCAUUUUAAUCAAAAGUAAGUAGAAUUGAAUAAAUUUAAACAUAUGAAAGUAUAAUUAAUCAAUUUAAGGCAAAAUUAAACAAACUCAAAUUCGAAUGCUGUGACUUAGAAAAUAUUUUUAUUAGAAUUUUGGAUAUAAUUUUAGAAAUGCUAAAAGACAUAUAAAUAUUAAUAGCAAAAGAGAAAACUUUAAAUAUUCAAGAUAUCUUAGUUCAGCUGAGAAUAAUGUUAAAUGAACAAUUAAAUAAGAUUUUCUGUGAAGCGGAAACUAUUGAUUAACAAUGUUUGCCUAUAAAAAAAAUAAAUAAAGUCCUUUCAUUUUUAUCUUAUGAAAACAAAACAAUAUAAGAAAUAAUAAAAGUCAUAGAAAAUGAUGAUUUUAUGUUUCAAAAUGAGACAUAAUUUAAAUAUCUACCAAAAAAUCUUUAACCUCAAAUUAUUUUCUACGAUCCUUAACCCCAGAGUAUUUUAAAAAAUUCUAAAAUGAUCCUUUAUUCAGUGGCUAUAACAGUUGUAUGCUUAAUUUCGUUUAAUUUUAAAAGAGUUUUUAAAUUGUGA